Messenger RNA from Rana temporaria (common frog), 2798 nucleotides. It is a transcript of the gene MEIS2, whose product is annotated as Meis homeobox 2. Bases 222 to 1451 code for a protein of 409 amino acids. Gene Ontology annotation, biological process: embryonic pattern specification; brain development; positive regulation of transcription by RNA polymerase II. Gene Ontology annotation, molecular function: RNA polymerase II cis-regulatory region sequence-specific DNA binding; DNA-binding transcription activator activity, RNA polymerase II-specific. NCBI's taxonomy places the organism in Eukaryota, Metazoa, Chordata, Amphibia, Anura, Ranidae. The record is from RefSeq and is a predicted model, not a curated record. The transcript is spliced from 13 exons.
CUCUCUCUCUCUCCCUCUCUCUCUCCCUCUCUCUUCUCUCUCUCUCUCUCUCUCAGUAGUCAGUGUUUUCUCUUCCUGCUGCCCUGCUUCCUCAUGUCAGUCCUAUCCUCCAGCUUGAUUUUUGCAGCUUUUCCUUGCAGUCGCCGUGCUUCCAUCUGCCCAUGUUCUAGUUCCUCAGCGAAGAGCUUGCACUUCUUUUUUGUUCUUUUGUAUAUUUUUGGAUGAGCAGUAAAGAGCACGCACACGCUUCAAUGUUCCUGUACGAUGAGUUACCGCACUAUGCCAUGGACGGAGUGGGGGUGCCAACCUCCAUGUAUGGUGACCCACAUGCCCCUCGACCUAUCCCACCGGUACACCAUUUAAACCAUGGACCCCCUUUACAUGCCAGCCAGCAUUAUGGGACUCAUGCCCCCCACCCCAAUGUUAUGCCCACCAGCAUGGGGUCUGCUGUCAACGAUGCCCUUAAACGAGACAAAGAUGCCAUUUAUGGACACCCCCUCUUCCCUCUUCUAGCUCUGGUCUUUGAGAAAUGUGAACUGGCGACGUGUACCCCGCGGGAGCCGGGAGUAGCAGGAGGGGACGUGUGCUCGUCCGAUUCCUUUAAUGAAGACAUCGCUGUAUUCGCCAAACAGGUCAGGGCAGAGAAGCCCCUUUUCUCCUCCAACCCAGAGCUGGAUAACUUGAUGAUCCAAGCCAUCCAAGUCUUGCGGUUUCAUCUCUUGGAAUUAGAAAAGGUCCAUGAAUUGUGUGAUAAUUUCUGCCAUCGAUACAUCAGCUGUUUGAAAGGAAAAAUGCCCAUAGAUUUAGUGAUUGAUGAGAGGGACGGCAGCUCAAAGUCUGACCACGAAGAACUGUCGGGAUCCUCCACUAACCUCGCAGACCACAAUCCUGCCUCAUGGCGAGAUCACGAUGAUGCAGUAUCCACACAUUCUGCUGGAACGCCGGGACCCUCCAGUGGCGGCCAUGCUUCACAAAGUGGGGACAACAGCAGUGAACAAGGUGAUGUGUUAGAUAACAGCGUGGCCUCUCCAGGCACGGGGGAUGAUGACGACCCAGACAAAGAGAAAAAAAGGCAAAAGAAAAGAGGCAUAUUCCCCAAAGUAGCAACAAAUAUAAUGAGGGCGUGGCUCUUCCAGCAUCUCACACAUCCAUACCCAUCAGAAGAACAGAAGAAACAGUUAGCACAAGAUACGGGACUGACUAUAUUGCAAGUAAAUAACUGGUUUAUUAAUGCCAGAAGACGGAUAGUCCAGCCUAUGAUUGACCAGUCUAAUCGAGCAGGUUUUCUUCUUGAUCCUUCAGUGAGCCAAGGAGCAGCAUAUAGUCCGGAAGGACAGCCAAUGGGAAGUUUUGUGCUGGAUGGUCAGCAACACAUGGGGAUCCGACCUGCAGGUCCUAUGGGUGGAAUGGGCAUGAACAUGGGCAUGGAUGGGCAGUGGCACUAUAUGUAAACUUCAUUCUGCAGAGCAAUCACAAGCAGGGGGAAGUCUGCAGAACAUGCCAGGGGACUGUCUUUCUCAGGGUGGUCCUAUGAGUAUCAGUUUGGUACAACCAGCUCACACUUCUCCACAGUUGACAUUAUGCCCUCCCUCAAGACAUGGACCUGUGACGGUCCCAUCAGCAUGAGCCAUGUCCAUACAUCACAUGGAGGAUUCACCUUACCAGGGACAGCCACGUCUGCACCAUCACCCCAUUCUUCUGAAGCCCAGCUCAUGGAGUUUCAUCCUGCCCAAGAACCCAUCAUUUUUAUGGAACCUCAAGGGAAAACAAAAAAGAUAAUCUUUUAAGACUUUUGAACUUUGAUCGGUUUUAAAAUUCCAGACAGCUGUGACUUUUUUUUUUUAACUUUUGUCAUUUUUUUCAUCAAUAAAAAAGGACCAACGCAACAAGUACACAAAUGUGAAGUCAUGGGUUCACUUUAAUGCCCAUUAAAAAAAACAAGUCCCCUCUGGAAAGCAGAAAAAGACUCAGAGAUAUAACUACUGUAGGAUAAAACAUAGGAACUAAGUUAACUUGUACAUUUCUGUUGAUUUAAAUAGUUUUAGAAGAGACAAGAAAAGAUAUCCUUGUUUUUUCCACACUAUGUGUGUUGUUUCCAAAUGAAUGACUUGGCUCAGCCAGAACCCCCCUUCCCCUACCGUGGAAAGCUACAGAAUAUUUUUACCUGUGACCAGCGCGGAACUAGACCAAGGCCUGGAUGACAUCUAUUGUCUGUCAGUCUGUCCCUCAGCACUACAGGACAAUUUUGAUUGGGGCAGCUGCACAGACAUGAGAAGGACAAGCCGGGGCACCUAUGUUGUGCCUCCAGAAUUUGGACAUCCCCUUAUAUGGACAAGGGGGGCUUCCUGCAAUCUGGUCUUUGCACCAAAUGACAGACUGAACUUAAUUGUAAACUCAAAGAUUGAAGAGUGAGUGAGUGAUUGCGAGCGAUCGAGCGAGCGCGAGUGUGUGCGUGUCAGAGAAUGCGUGAGCGUGUGAGGAUGAACACGUAAGGAAGACAAUACUGUAACAAAAUUUGUUCAGAGUUUGUUCUAUUAAUGUUUCAUGUUAGAUAUUCUAUGUGUUACCUCAAAUGAAAAAAAAAGAAUGUUCUCCUAGUAAAACCUGCUGUGGGAUUGGUAUUGUAUGUCCAUGGAUAAUUUCUUUCUCAGCACGUGUUCCUCAUUAGAGAAAAAUGCUGUUACCUUUAAGCUUUGUCAAAUUUACAUUAAAUACUUGUAUGAGGACUGUGAGUUUAUGUUAAAAGAAAAAAAAAAGUGUUACAAAAUGCGGUAAUAAAUAUUUCAUUUUGGAUUUUU